CCUUCAAACCAAUGACAAACUGAAGCUCACGCGCGUUUACGCUGUGGACUCGGUUCUGAGCGGAACAAACUGACAGGCAGCAGCAGGUCCGCUUCGCAGUUCGAAACAUCCGACGCUUACUAUAAGAUCUUUGUGUCUCCUCGGAGGAGACGCGUGCCGCUGCAGAGGCGAUAACGCAAAAAGCGCGUGCUCUUUUCAAACCAACUCUACCUGUACGCGCGCGCGCUCGAGCGAACGGGAGGGAUUCGUUCAUUUCCAGGAACCGGGCUGCGCGACUCCCAUUUCUCACAGGACCAAGACGGCAAUUCACGUCAAUUAAACGGGAAUAACGGCUUAUAUUUCUCUUCGCCGCGAUUAUGCACGUCCAGUCCGGAUUAUAGUGAGAAGAGUAACGUUAAGCAGUUUUCCACAGUAAUAGAUCAAGUCCAGGAGUGACUCGGUUCGGAAGAUAUUCCAGUCCAAAUCUGAGUAGUAGUUGAGCCCGAAGGAGUUUGCACAAUGCCACUUGCUCAACUAGCAGAACCAUGGCCCAAAAUGGAGCUGGUGCAGUUGGAGACGGAGAAUGGGCAGAGCUUACAUGAGGAUGGAGUCAGUGCGGCGGUUAAGCACAAGUCAGAGAUCACAUGGGUAGAGCGAGAGUUUGCUGAUAUCAAUGUUAAGGAAGAUGGUGACAUUAAGGAGAUCAACAUCACAAAUGUGGUUAAGGAGGGGUCGGAGAAAGCAGACACGUCCCAGUUCGAGCUGCUCAAAGUUUUGGGACAGGGAUCCUUUGGAAAGGUGUUUUUGGUUAGGAAGAUAACGCCUCCUGAUAGUAACCAGCUCUAUGCCAUGAAAGUCUUGAGAAAGGCCACACUUAAAGUGAGGGACCGUGUGAGAACUAAAAUGGAGAGAGACAUUUUGGCAGAUGUGAACCACCCGUUUGUGGUUAAACUCCAUUAUGCAUUUCAGACAGAAGGUAAACUGUAUCUGAUUCUGGACUUCCUCAGAGGUGGUGAUCUCUUCACCAGGCUGUCAAAAGAGGUGAUGUUUACAGAAGAAGAUGUGAAGUUUUAUCUGGCUGAGCUGGCGUUGGGUUUAGAUCACCUGCAUAGUCUCGGCAUCAUCUACAGAGACCUCAAACCUGAAAACAUCCUUCUGGAUGAAGAGGGACAUAUCAAACUCACAGAUUUUGGACUGUGUAAAGAGGCUAUCGAUCAUGAGAAGAAAGCUUACUCUUUCUGUGGGACAGUGGAGUACAUGGCUCCAGAGGUUGUCAACAGACAGGGACACGCUCACAGCGCCGACUGGUGGUCAUUUGGUGUACUGAUGUUUGAGAUGCUCACUGGAUCACUGCCAUUCCAGGGAAAAGACCGAAAGGAAACAAUGAACCUCAUCUUGAAGGCGAGGUUGGGGAUGCCUCAGUUUCUGAGCUCUGAAGCUCAGAGUUUACUAAGAGCUCUCUUCAAGAGGAAUCCUAUCAACAGACUUGGAUCUGGGUCAGAUGGAGCUGAAGAGAUCAAACGGCAUGCGUUCUUCAUGACCAUCGACUGGAAUAAACUUUUUAGGCGAGAGCUAAAACCUCCAUUCAGACCAGCUGUGGCCAGACCAGACGACACAUUUUACUUCGACUCUGAGUUCACCUCUCGUACCCCUAAAGAUUCUCCAGGUGUUCCCCCCAGCGCAGGCGCUCAUCAGCUUUUCCGGGGAUUCAGCUUUGUUGCCACGGCGAUGCUAGAAGAGGAGGGCAAAGUGGAGCCAACACGGCCUCCUCCACACCCUGUAGUACAGCAGCUUCACGGUAAGAACGUCCUGUUCAGUGAUGGUUACGUGUUGAAAGAGGACAUCGGCAUGGGCUCCUUCUCUGUCUGCAAACGCUGCAUACACAAAGCAACCAACACAGAGUAUGCAGUAAAGGUGAUUGAAAAAAAAAGCACUGACCCGUCUGAAGAAAUCGAGAUCCUGCUGAGAUACGGCCAGCAUCCCAACAUCAUCACCCUUAAAGAUGUGUAUGAUAACGGGAAGCAGGUGUAUCUGGUCACAGAGCUCAUGAGAGGAGGAGAGCUGCUGGACCGAAUCCUCAAGCAAAAGUCUUUCUCGGAGAGAGAGGCCAGCGCCGUACUGCACACUAUCACAAAGACUGUUGAAUACCUGCACUCUCAAGGGGUUGUGCACAGGGACCUAAAGCCCAGCAAUAUUCUGUAUGUUGAUGAGUCUGGAAAUCCAGAUUCUCUGCGCAUCUGUGAUUUUGGCUUUGCCAAGCAGCUCCGGGCGGACAACGGCCUCCUCAUGACGCCCUGUUACACUGCCAACUUUGUAGCACCUGAGGUACUGAAGAGACAGGGUUAUGAUGAGGGCUGUGACAUUUGGAGUCUUGGAGUGUUACUGUACACUAUGAUUGCUGGUUUUACUCCGUUUGCCAACGGACCGGAGGACACUCCAGAAGAGAUUCUGAGUCGGAUAGGGAGUGGCCACUUUACCUUGAAGGGAGGCAACUGGGACGCAGUGUCUGAUGCAGCUAAGGAUUUGGUCUCUAAGAUGCUUCAUGUGGAUCCACACCAGCGGCUCACAGCCAAGCAGGUAUUAAAGCAUCCCUGGAUUGUUCAGAGAGACAAACUUCCCAACAGUCAGCUACAACACCAAGAUGCCAAACUUGUCAAGGGUGCGAUGGCGGCCACGUACUCCGCACUAAAGAGUUCCCAGCCUCCGCCGGAGCUGAAACCCAUCGAAUCAUCGUUCCUAGCACAGAGACGGGUGAAAAAACUGCCCUCCACCUCACUGUAAAGAAUAAGGGAGGAUACGUGGAGACUUAUGAUGAGUACAGUUUCAGAAGGGACCAUACUGACUAAGACCUGCCCGUCUCAUCAGCAAGACUGUCAAGCACGAUAGAGAAGUGAUUGGCUGAUAAAAUUUGAGGGCGGGGCCAGAGAGGAUUGAGUAUGCGUGUCCCUCAGGAUUGAGUAUGCGUGUAUGUGCGUGUGUGAUUUCAAUGAACCAAGGUAAAGGAUACCGUAACUAAACAGAUGCUAUUGCCAGUCCAUCUAUGUCUUGGUACUGUAAACCCUGAAUAUCAACACUGCUGUAUUCAUUAUUUUUUAAUCUGGAUUGCAUUAGAUUUAUUUGUUUUCUUAACGGGUACAACGGGACUGCUGUACUUCUUCUCCUAAAAGCUUUUUGGCUUUCCAGUUAUCACUUUAGUCCAUCACAAAGUUAUCUUCCUGAAAGCAUAACAUGACCUGGAGAAGAGAGACAGUGUCCCAGUGUAAUAUUUCACCCUGAGGAACGAGUAAAGGUUAAAUAUAUCUUCCAUAAUAGUCACGUGAUUAUCGACCUAACCCAGACAGCAGACGACUCUGGGAAAAUCCGCACCAGAUCCGGCCCACAGUCGUCUGCUUUCUGGGAAGCGUAGAGAUGAAUGCACUGGAAAAAAAUAUUUUUAAGAAAAAAAAUCUUAGUAUUUCUGUCUUGUUUUCAGUAAAAAUAUCAAAAAAUUCUUAAAUUAAGAUGCUUUUUCUUGAUGAGCUAAAC
Misgurnus anguillicaudatus (oriental weatherfish) is the source of this 3504-nucleotide messenger RNA. The record is from RefSeq and is a predicted model, not a curated record. Lineage: Eukaryota; Metazoa; Chordata; Actinopteri; Cypriniformes; Cobitidae.